Messenger RNA from Chrysoperla carnea, 2745 nucleotides. RefSeq names its product zinc finger protein 271-like. The transcript is spliced from 7 exons. Gene Ontology annotation, biological process: regulation of transcription by RNA polymerase II. The coding region runs from base 1 to 2745 and encodes 914 amino acids. Lineage: Eukaryota; Metazoa; Arthropoda; Insecta; Neuroptera; Chrysopidae. The record is from RefSeq and is a predicted model, not a curated record. Gene Ontology annotation, molecular function: RNA polymerase II cis-regulatory region sequence-specific DNA binding; DNA-binding transcription factor activity, RNA polymerase II-specific.
AUGGCAAGUCAAUUAUUUAGUGAUGACAAUGAAGAUCAACAAUCAUUUUCAUGUAAUGCUUGUGACAAAACAUUUUCCAAGCAUUGGGGCUUAGUUCAACAUAAACGCGUUCAUACCGAAGAAAAACUAUUUGUAUGUGAUAUGUGUAAUGAAACUUUUCAUCGCAAAAGUAGUUUAGUUAAACAUAAAAUGUUACAUAGUAGUGAAAAACCAUUUUCAUGUGAUGUGUGUGAAAAAACAUUUACUAGACAAGGGGGUUUACUUGAACAUAAACGGAUACAUUCUGGAGAAAAACCAUAUUUAUGUGAUAUUUGUAGUAAAUCUUUUACUAAUAAAAGCCAUUUAGUUGGACAUAAAAAGACUCAUACCAAAGAAAAACCAUUUUCAUGUGACGUUUCAAGUCGUUUACCAAUAAAAGAUAUUUGGCAAUUAGUUAAACAUAAACGAAUACACUCCGAAGUUGAAGUAUUUUCGUGUGAUAUUUGUAAUAAAUCAUUUGCUAGACAAAAUAAUUUAGAUGUACAUAAACGAUUACACAGCGGAGAAAAACCAUUUUUAUGUGAUGUUUGUAGUAAAUCAUUUAAUCAAUUAUGCCAAUUAGUUAAUCAUAAAAGGACUCAUUCCGGAGAAAAAACAUGUUCACAUAAUAAAUCAAGUGAGCAAGAGAAAGAGGAUAUGUUGCCAGUUAUUUACGAAAAUUUCGAACUUGAGAAACAAUUAACAACAAAAUUCAUUAUUAAAAAGGAAGAAAGUGUUCCAGAAGUCAUCAUAAAAGAUGAAGACUGUGUUAAACUUCCAGAAUUGCAAAUUAAAGAUGAAAUAUUGGAAGAAAGCAACAGCGAUAGCAUGGAAGAGAUGCCAGAUAACAAAAGUGAUAUUAGUUGGGAACCUGAACCAAAUCAUGAAAAUGGGAACAAAUUAAAUACAGAAAUAUUAUCAAUUAAAGAUGAAAUAUUAGACCCGAGUGUUUUAGAACCACAAAUUCAAAUUACCAAUAAACCAUUUGUAUCUCCAAAAUUAAAAAGAAAAGGUUCAAUCAAACAUAAACGGACUUGUACGGAAGAAAAAUCAUUUUUAUGUGAUAUUUGUAGUAAAGGAUUUGAUAGCCGAAGUCAUUUAAAAGAACAUAGCCGGACUCAUACGGGGGAGAAACCUUAUUUAUGUGAUAUUUGUAGCAAGUCAUUUACCCAAAGGAGUAGUUUAGUUAAACAUAAAAGAUCACACACGGGGGAGAGACCAUUUUUAUGUGAUAUUUGUAAUAAAACAUUUACGAGUCAAAGUCAUUUAAAUGAACAUAAACGGACUCAUACGGGGGAGAAACCAUAUUUAUGUGAUAUUUGUAGCCAGUCUUUUACUCAUGGAAAAGUCGAUGCAAUGCAAGAUGGGCGAAUUAAAAAUGAAAUUCAAGAAGACAGUGUUAAAAUGGAAGAAAUACUAGAAAACAGCAGUGAUUUUAAACAUGAAGAAAAUAAUGAAAAUGAUACAAUUAACAACGAAAAUGUUAAACUUGAAACUGAUUUGAAUACAGAAGUCAUUAUUAAAAAUGAAUUACUUAGUAUUGAUAAUGAAGAUCAACAACCAAUUCAACACAAACGAACACACACAGGAGAAAAAACAUUUUCAUGUAAUAUUUGUGACAAAACAUUUUCCAGACAUUGGAGCUUAGUUCAACAUAAACGACUUCAUACUGGAGAAAAGCCAUAUGUUUGUGAUGUGUGUAACAAAACAUUUAAUAAUAAAAGUAAUUUAGUGGAACAUAAAUAUUCUCAUACUGAAGAAAAUUCGUUUUCAUGUGAUAAUUUAAUUAAACAUAAACUGCAUCAUACCGGGGGGGGAACAUUAUCACGCAAUAAAUCAGGGGAACAAGAGAAAGAGGAUUCGUUGCCAGUUAUUUACGAAAAUAUUAAAGUUGAAAAACAAUUAAAUACAGAAGUAAUUGCUAAAAAAGAAGAAAGUGUUCCAGAAGUCAUCAUAAAAGAUGAAGAUUGUGUUAAAAUACAAGAAGUACAGAUUAAAGAUGAAAUAUUGGAAGAAAGCAACAGCGAUAGCAUGGAAGAGAUGCCAGAUAACAAAAGUGAUAUUAGUUGGGAACCUGAACCAAAUCAUGAAAAUGGGAACAGAUUAAAUACAGAAAUAUUAUCAAUUAAAGAUGAAAUAUUAGAUCCGAGUGUUUUAGAACCACAAAUUCAAAUUACCGAUAAACCUAUUGUAUCUCCAAAAUUAAAAAGAAAAGGUUCAAUCAAACAUAAACGGACUUGCACGGGAGAAAAAUCAUUUUUAUGUGAUAUUUGUAGUAAAGGAUUUGAUAGCCGAAGUCAUUUAAAAGAACAUAGCAGGACUCAUACGGGGGAGAAACCUUAUUUAUGUGAUAUUUGUAGCAAGCAAUUAGUUGAACAUAAACGGAGUCACACUGGUGAAAAACCUUAUUCGUGUGAUAUCUGUAAUCAAAAGUUUAAUAGGCAAAAUAGUUUAAAUACACAUAAACGUCUCCAUACUGGUGAAAAACCAUUUGCAUGUGAGACUUGUAGCAGAACAUUUAAUAAGAAAAGUAAUUUAAAUAAACAUAAAUUGAUUCACAGCGGUAUAAAACCAUUUUCAUGUGACAUUUGUAGUAAAUCAUUUUCAGAUAAAAGUAAUUUAAGUAAACAUAAACGGGGUCACAUUAAGACUGAGGUCACACGAGCUCAAUCGAUUUUAACUCACGUUUUUUCAACAGCACGUUUGUUAGACAUGCAUAAUGAAUAA